Penicillium manginii is the source of this 1410-nucleotide messenger RNA. Its product is annotated as putative MFS transporter. The transcript has 4 exons. The record is from RefSeq and is a predicted model, not a curated record. Gene Ontology annotation, molecular function: transmembrane transporter activity. The coding region runs from base 1 to 1410 and encodes 469 amino acids. Gene Ontology annotation, cellular component: fungal-type vacuole membrane. Lineage: Eukaryota; Fungi; Ascomycota; Eurotiomycetes; Eurotiales; Aspergillaceae. Gene Ontology annotation, biological process: transmembrane transport.
AUGUCGGAAGUAUCGCAAUCGCCAUCCGGCGGUGGGCGCUUUAUCACCAACGCCCUCGAGGAGCUGGGCCUCCUCGCUAUGUGGCAAUCGUCGCGCGACGUCAAGCUUCUAUGUGCUCAGCGAUUCGUGCGCCUAUUCGCCUACGGAGGCUCAACUUUAGUCCUUGCUUCGUAUCUGUCGGCCAUCGGUAUCGCAGAUGAUAAAAUUGGUCUUUUCAUGACCCUCACCUUGGUUGGGGAUGUCGCUAUCAGCUUUCUUCUCACUCUCUUCGCUGACUCCAUGGGCCGCAAAGCUGUCUUGGCCCUGGGUUCCAUUAUGAUGGCCUGCAGUGGCAUCGUAUUUGCGCUCUUUGGAAAUUAUUGGAUUCUCCUAGCUGCUGCCGUAUUCGGAGUCAUCAGUCCCAGUGGCAAUGAAAUUGGCCCUUUCCGUGCUGUGGAAGAAUCUACUCUCGCGCAUCUUACGCCGAAAGAGAACCUCAGUGACGUCUUCACAUGGUAUUCCUUGGUCGGCACGGCUGGUACAGCUCUCGGACAGCUUGUGUGUGGUUGGACGAUCAGCUCUCUCCAGUCAUUACAUGGUUGGGCAUUCAUUCCAUCGUGCCGCAUUAUAUUCUUCGUCUACGCGGGUGUUGGCACGGUCAAAUUGAUUCUCACCCUGGCCCUGAGCAGAAAGGUGGAAGCUGAGGAAGAGCAGACCGAGCCACAGCAGCAAGGCGAGACACAACCCUUGCUGGCGGACUCGAACGCUUCGCAGGAGCAAGCAGCACCGAAGUCCAGGAAAUCUACAUUCGCGUCUCUCGAUAAGGAUUUGUGGUCGCUCAUGAUCAGUUUGUUCAUAUUGUUCGGACUUGAUGCAUUCGCAUCCGGACUGGCCUCGCUGUCCUGGAUGACAUAUUUUUUCCGUCGCAAGUUUGACCUUCCCGAAGGUGAACUUGGUACUAUUUUCUUCUUCACUAGUAUCAUCGCCGCGGCCUCCAUGCUGGUCGCAUCCUCGAUUGCCAAGCGUAUUGGUAACAUCAAGACGAUGGUUUUCACACAUCUUCCAUCCGCCAUUUGCUUGUCACUUAUCUCUGUGCCAAAUAACCUACCAUUGGCCUUGACAUUCCUUGUGCUCAGGGCUUGCUCGCAGAGUAUGGAUGUGGCCCCGCGCUCGGCAUUCCUCGCAGCAGCCUUGCCAUCUGAUAAACGCACAGCAAUUAUGGGCGCAGUGAAUGUUGUCAAGACAACUACCCAGAGUCUUGGGCCGCUUCUGACUGGAAUCUUGGCCCGUAAAAAUAUGUUCGGUGUCUCAUUUAUUAUCGCGGGUUGCUUGAAGGUCAUCUACGACCUCGGUAUGCUCUUUACUUUUGCUGGCAAAGAGGCCGAAAAGAGGAAGCAAGCUACCCAGGAAAAUGACGAGGAGAGCCGAUGA